This is a messenger RNA of Aspergillus wentii DTO 134E9, 507 nucleotides long. RefSeq lists its product as uncharacterized. The record is from RefSeq and is a predicted model, not a curated record. Gene Ontology annotation, cellular component: BLOC-1 complex. The transcript is spliced from 2 exons. Lineage: Eukaryota; Fungi; Ascomycota; Eurotiomycetes; Eurotiales; Aspergillaceae. Gene Ontology annotation, biological process: endosome organization. The coding region runs from base 1 to 507 and encodes 168 amino acids.
AUGUCCGUAUCAGCCUCGAUUCCCGACACCUCGCUUGGCCUCACCUCCUCCGAGAUCCAGAUCCUCCGACAACAACAGCAGAUUGCGCUUCAGGGUGGUCAUGCUGGCAGCGGGAUUUCCAGGGGCAGAGGGACGGGGAGGACCAGCAACUCAAGUUCGCGCGCUGCCAGUGCGGCCAGCAGUCAUGGCCGAUUGCUGUUGGAUCCUAUGAGUCUCAGGGCGCUUUCGUUUCAGCUGGAUGGUCUGCAGGAACAAAUCCGGAAUCGCAUCGAUUAUCUAGAGGAACAAAUGAAUAUAUCAAUCCAGAAUACCUACGAUCGCGCCGGAAAUGUGGUCCACAAUGCGGAUGUUGAAAUCGCUCGCACCCGUUCAAUUCUUGCCUCAGUUGACGACUUGGAAAAUGAGCUUGCCAAAAUCGCACAUAUCAGAGAAAUCGUGAAACAAUACCGUGGGAGAAUCGAAAGUCUUGAUCAGCGUCUUGACCAAGCUGCUCGUCGCAGACAUUAA